CGGUUAUACUGGAGUGCGGACACAACUUCUGUCGCUCUUGUAUCACACGGUGUUGGGAAGAGCAGGAGAGAAACUCCUGCCCGGAAUGUAGAGAGGCGUUUGCUGACUGCACCCUCAGGGUGAAUCGGGCCUUAGCAAAUCUGGCUGAAAAAGCUCGAAAUCUAAACCUGAACCCGAAAGGGAAGGAAAGUAAACGUCACUGCAAGGAACAUGAGGAAGAACUGAAGCUGUUUUGUGAAACGGACAGGACACCGAUCUGUGUGAUCUGUAGAGACGCGCAGGAACACAGAGAGCACCGCUUCAUGCCGAUUAAAGAAGCUGUUAAAAUCUACACGGAUCAGAUAAAAUCUUCCUUAGACUCUCUCACAAAAAAGAAAUCAGACUUCCAGGAAAAGGAGCAGCAACAGAAAGAGAAGAUUUCCGGAGUUCGGGAACAGUCACACAGCCUUCAGUCCCACGUCACAUCCCAGUUUGCUGAACUGCGCCAGAUUAUCACUGAGAAAGAGCAGAGCUUACUCAGGCACCUCAGGAAAGAAGAGAAGAGGAUUCUCAACCCAAUGGAGAAAAAUCUUCGGGAGAUUCAAGAGAAUAUAAGGUUUAUUCAGGAGGAAAUCACUAAGUUAAAGGAACAGAUGGAUCAAAAAGACAGUGUGAUAUUUCUCAAGGCGGAAGCUCGUCGGAACAGAAGGAUUAAUGAUGAUAUCCAGGAAUUGUCAGUGAUAGAUGAGACCCAACCGGUUGAAAAAUUCGAUCACCUCUAUUUGUUGAAAACAGUGCUGAGAGAAACGCUUGAUGCUAUUAAUCGAGUCUCUGUCACCCUGGAUGUGGAAACGGCGAGUCCGGAUCUCGAGGUGUCUGAGGAUCGGAAGAGUGUGAGAUUGACCGGGACCUGGACGGAUCUCCCUGACACCGGGAAGAGAUUCACAAUCUGGCCUUGUGUGCUGGGAUCGGAGGGAUUCACAUCGGGGAGACAUUACUGGGAGGUGGAGGUGACGGGGAAUCGGUACUGGUGUCUGGGUGUCGCCGCAGAGUCUGGAGAGAGGAAGGGAGGGGUCAUUCUGUGUCCGGAGAACGGAUUCUGGAUCAUCGGGCGGCGUGGUGACGUGUUACAUCGGGAUUUUGACGUAAUCCUUGAUCUCACCUCCCCCGAGUUCCGUCUCGUUGCCUGUCCCAUCCCCGGGAGGGUGGGAGUUUAUCUCAGUUACGAGUCCGGAACAGUUUCAUUUUACAACGCGGAGACCAAGUCCCAUCUCCACACCUUCACUGGGAAUAAAUUCACGGGGAAACUUUAUCCUCUCUUCGCGACCUGGGAUGUAAACCAGUGGCUGAGAAUCUGUUCUGGUUCCGCUAAGGGUCUGUAAACGGGUAGCGUCCCGGGUCCGGCGUCAGGAGUAAAGUCCCUGUAAAUAUAAGUGUUCGGAGAGUGCAGCUAAAUACGUGGCUAAGGAGAUGAUGCGGGAGGGGUCUUCAUGUUUCUGGACAAUUGGGCUUUGUU
Hypanus sabinus (Atlantic stingray) is the source of this 1495-nucleotide messenger RNA. RefSeq names its product zinc-binding protein A33-like. The record is from RefSeq and is a predicted model, not a curated record. The transcript has 6 exons. NCBI's taxonomy places the organism in Eukaryota, Metazoa, Chordata, Chondrichthyes, Myliobatiformes, Dasyatidae. Gene Ontology annotation, molecular function: protein binding. The coding region runs from base 303 to 1361 and encodes 352 amino acids.